Molecule: messenger RNA, 2297 nt
Organism: Amaranthus tricolor (Joseph's coat)
Lineage: Eukaryota; Viridiplantae; Streptophyta; Magnoliopsida; Caryophyllales; Amaranthaceae
Product: protein pleiotropic regulatory locus 1
Exons: 16
Coding region: 586-2010 (474 amino acids)
Biological process (GO): mRNA splicing, via spliceosome
Cellular component (GO): Prp19 complex; precatalytic spliceosome; catalytic step 2 spliceosome
Molecular function (GO): protein binding
Source: RefSeq, a predicted model, not a curated record
CUCGUGUUUAGAGCUUAUACUCCAUUUUCAUUUAAAAAGCUCAUAAAUUUCAGCUCAAAUACUCAAUAAAAAAAAAAAGAGUACUUUUGACAUAUCAUUUUUCAAAAGUUUAGUAUCCUUUAAUAAUUUUCUCAAAAAAUAUACUUUGUGGAUAUGAGGUGAAUCAAACAUAUAUGAUAUGAAAUAAUGGGAUAUAUACGAAUAAGAGCUCAUACCAACCAUCUAAACACUACUAACAGAUAAAACUCUUCAUACUUCUUCAUACCCAAAUCCGCGAAAACCAAAAUCGGUGCAGUAAAAAAACUGAAAACCUAUAAAAUUUUACCCCUCUUUAAUUACCGUCCAAAUCAUAAGCUUAUUGCUAACAAGUAACACAUAACGAUGCCCUUAGUGGGACAGAGCAGAGCACCAGACUACCAGAGUCUCGAAGGGCUCGAAGGGGAGAAGAGAAACCGGAAGCGAUUGUGAGGGUGAAAUCAUCAGAAUCAGAAAACCCUAAAUUAAUGUAUUCAAAUCACUAUCAAUUUUCAUCAUUCCAAUAAAGAAUUUGAGAAUUCUGUUCUGGUUUCAAUCUGAAACCUAACAAUGGCGGCGACAACAAUCUCGAUGGAACCUGUUGAACGACAAUCACUUAAGAAGCUUACUUUCAAGUCUCUUAAACGUUCUCUUGACAUCUUUGCUCCCCUUCAUUCUCAGUUUCCUCCUCCUGAUCCCGAAAGUAAAAAGAUACGGUUGAGUCACAAGAUAAAUGUAGAAUACGGUGAGAUUAAACCCGUUUUGACGCUGCCUCAGCCUAGCAAGCAAAUUCAAGGGCGUUCUUCAACUCCUUCCAAUGCCCUUGCUCUUCCUGCUCCUGAAGAUGCACAAAGAGGAGUUCAUAAUGCACUAGUUGUUGCUCCUUCAGCUGCACAACCUAGACUGAAUGAAGUUGGUCCUAGUAAAAGUGCGAUUAUUCCUACUCUGAAUUCUGAUAGGUUUUCAACAUCUGCUCUUAUGGAGCGAAUUCCUAGUAGAUGGCCUAGACCAGUGUGGCAUCCUCCUUGGAAGAACUACAGGGUAAUUAGCGGCCACUUGGGAUGGGUGAGAUCGCUUGCCUUUGAUCCAAGUAACAAUUGGUUUUGCACUGGUUCCGCAGAUCGUACAAUUAAGAUAUGGGAUGUAGCAAGUGGGAAAUUGAAACUUACUCUUACAGGACACAUUGAACAAGUAAGAGGUCUUGCUGUCAGCCAGAGGCAUACCUACAUGUUCUCUGCUGGUGAUGACAAAAUGGUGAAGUGUUGGGAUCUUGAGCAAAAUAAGGUAAUUCGGUCUUACCAUGGCCAUCUGAGCGGAGUAUACUGCCUGGCUCUUCAUCCAACUCUUGAUAUAUUGCUGACCGGGGGUCGUGAUUCGGUUUGCCGGGUUUGGGACAUCCGUAGCAAAACACAAAUCUAUGCCUUGUCAGGUCAUGAAAACACAGUUUGCUCUGUGUUCACUCGACCUACGGAUCCUCAAGUGGUGACAGGUUCACAUGAUUCAACCAUAAAAUUCUGGGACUUGAGACUUGCUGGCAAGACCAUGUUAACACUGACACAUCAUAAGAAGUCUGUCCGAGCAAUGGCCUUGCAUCCUAAAGAGAAUAUGUUUGCAUCUGCUUCUGCUGACAACAUAAAGAAGUUCACCCUUCCAAAAGGAGAGUUUAUGCACAACAUGCUGUCUCAGCAAAAAACAAUCAUCAAUGCCAUGGCUGUCAAUGAGGAUGGAGUUAUGGCUACAGCAGGUGACAAUGGAAGUCUUUGGUUUUGGGACUGGAAGAGUGGUCAUAAUUUUCAGCAAGCUCAUACUAUCGUGCAACCUGGUUCGCUGGAUAGUGAGUCUGGUAUCUAUGCUCUCUCGUAUGAUGUUACUGGCUCAAGGCUGGUGACUUGCGAAGCUGAUAAGACUAUCAAAAUGUGGAAAGAAGAUGAUACGGCUACCCCUGAAACUUAUCCUCUCAAUUUCAAGCCACCUAAAGAUAUUAGACGCUUUUAAUUGUUGAUGACUCUUGUAACAUGCUCAACUUGAAUCUUAUCGCUUCCAUUAACCCUGUCAGUUUUACGUACUAGCAAUGAGAUUAGUUCUGUAAGCCUUUUUGCGUUGAUCACUUGCUAUUUAGGGAGAUUUCCAUGAGUCAGAAAAGUCUGAUCACUCGAUACGACAUCAAGCUAUUUAUAGCUGUAUUUCAGAUAAUGUUUGAGAAUCCAUGAGUCCUUACUCUUUCAGCCUUACAUCGGAAGAUAUUACUUCUCUCUCUAUUUAUCAAAAUGACUAUUUCUCCA